Molecule: messenger RNA, 1056 nt
Organism: Alosa sapidissima (American shad)
Lineage: Eukaryota; Metazoa; Chordata; Actinopteri; Clupeiformes; Clupeidae
Product: M1-specific T cell receptor beta chain-like
Exons: 5
Coding region: 3-815 (270 amino acids)
Source: RefSeq, a predicted model, not a curated record
ACAUGCAUGUUUGCUUUGCGAUUUUAGGGCUGGCUUGUUUUCUUAUCAAAGCAAACCUUUCGUCGCUUCUGACUCAAACUCCUGGGACAGUAGAGGUGGCAGGCGGCAGCAACGUGACCCUCACCUGUAACCACCGUGAGGUGCUAACCUACUGCAAUGCCAUCGACUGGGUGAAGGUAGAACCCCUGAGGGGUGAGGUGAGAACAGGAACCCGUAUCAGAGCCAUCUCGAACAAACAGAAGGAGACGUGUACAGGGACACUUACUGAUGUGUCCAGUGAUGAUGCUGGCAUGUACUACUGUUUGGCUGUGCACAGCUCUGUCUCUUACUUUGGAAAUGGAUCCAAGGUAUUUGUCGCAGGGACCAUCAGCACCUCUCCAACGGUUGGAAUCUUGUUACCGUCGGAUGAUGUUAACUCCAGCGGUGACAUCAGCAUCCCUCUAGUCUGUUUGGUGUCGGGGGCUGACCGACAUAGGGUCCGCCUGCACUGGUGGAUCAAUGGGGAAGUCUGGGACGGAUGGACAAAUUCUUUUUGGGUGUCAGAACACGGUUCUGUGACAGAACUGACCCAAAACCAUAUCAUGAUUCCAGUGUCAAAGUGGGAAAGUGAAGUGAACUGCACAUGCGUACUGACGUAUGCAGGGAAAUACGCAGACCACAAAACAGUGCAACGAAAUGGUUUCUCGGCACAGAGGGUGUGUUAUGCUACUCUGUGGCUCUCCAGGCUUGUGGGAAUAAGUUCAAGCCUCCUUAUUCUAGUGGCGUUGACUGUGUUGGCAACAUGUGCUGGAAAAUAUUUAAAAUCAGGUCUUUGAAGACAACAAAUAUAGCUGGAAAAGUCCCUGUGUUGAUAAAGUUUUCAUCUUCAUCUGCAAGUGAUUCAUCUGCUGUCUUAUGUUGAUAUACAUACUAAUAUUGCUGUUGUUUAUAUUUUUGCAUAUCCUGAUAAAUGAUUUCCACUAUCUUUCAAUUUGCAAAAUUAAAUGAAUUAAUAUAGAUGGAAUAUUUCAUCAUGUAAAAAGUGUAACUGAUGUACCUCUGCUACUUUCAUAUAUU